GGGCCCCAGGGGCGGGACAUCCCUUUGUUAAAUACGUUAUAUCCCUAAUUUAACCGUUGUGAAUGUGUGUUGUUGUUGUCCUGUCUUCAAAGGUUUGUGGAACGCUGUUUGAGGUCAUGUUAGUCGCCUGUUAGCUUUAGCCGUACACAGCGUCCGCUCAACUUACAAAAAGAAACGUCUGCGCAUGAUAAUAGCCUGCUAAGUUAGCUAAGCUUACUAUCGAGCCUGAAGCAUGCCGAAUUUUUGCGCGGCCCCGAACUGUACACGGAAGAGCACGCAGUCAGAUUUGGCGUUUUUUCGGUUUCCGCGGGACCCGGAGAGAUGUAGAAUCUGGGUAGAAAACUGCCGCAGGGCCGAUCUAGAGGCGAAAACAUCAGAUCAGUUGAAUAAGCACUACAGACUAUGUGCCAAACACUUCGACCCAGCUAUGGUCUGCAAAACGAGCCCUUAUCGGACCGUGCUGAAGGAUACAGCUAUUCCAACAAUAUUUGAUCUAACAAGCCAUUUAAAAAAUCCUCACACCAGACAUCGCAAGCGGAUUAAAGAACUUACUGAAGAGGAUAUACGGAAGAUUAAAGAAAGGAGAUUGGCAUCUUCUGUUGAGCAGCUUGCUUCCAAAAAAGAUGCAGCUGAAGAUGGCACAACCACCAAUGAGGAUGAACCUCAGCUUUCCACAGAGGAGAAGGCAUUUCGGGAAUAUCUGAGGUCAUUGUUUGAAGUUGUGGUCAUGUUUGGAAAACAGAGCAUACCGUUAGCGGCUGUUAAAGCAUCUGAAGCUGAACUCAAGUCCGACAACUUCCAGGCCCUCCUAGAUUACCGUAUGAAUGCUGGAGAUGAAGCUUUGAAGAAGCGCUUUGAGGCAACGGCUGUGAACUCGGAAUACCUUUCCGCAAACCAGCAGAGUCAGCUCCUGGAUGUUUGUGAGAACACAGUGAGAGAGGAGAUGCUAAUGGAAGUGAGAGAGAGUCGCUUCUUCUCUCUAGUGACAGGUGACCUUGUGGAGUUUGCCAACGAGAAGCACCUUCCUCUGUUUUUACGCUUUGUGAAUCAGCAGAAUGUCCUCCGAGAGGAGUUUUUGGACUUUGUGCCAUUUGAUGGUGAUGAGCCUGCACUGGUAGAGAGACUGGAGGCCCAGCUGACUGAUCGCUGGGGGCUCAGCAUGGAAGACUGUCGAGGUCAGGCCCAUAAGGCCACUGGGAUUUCCACCACCAAGAUGAAAGCUGUAGCAGUAUUACUGAUGGAGAAAUAUCCCUUGGCAUUGCACAUGGCUUGCUCCCAUAUGGCACUGAACAUCCACCUGGCUAACAGCCUGCCAUUCCCCAAUGUCCAGGUGGUCAUGGAAACUCUGAGGAGGAUUGGUGCUUUCUUUAAAUCCCAGUUAACUCAGGAUGAGCUAGAGAACGCUGUCUCCACUCACUACCAGAAGAAUGAAGAAAAAGGAGCUGCGCUAGUACAAGCUUGUGGCCCAGGCUGGACAGAGCAACACAGUGUCUUUGAUGUGCUGCUGGAUAUGUUGCCACCAUUGCUGCUGUGCAUGAACAGCAUUCGGGACAAUGAAGACAGAAAGUUUGCUGCUUCUGUGGUAGCGGAUGCAUAUUCAAUAGCAGAAACACUUGCUGACUUUGAGAUCAUUGUGACCAUCGUCAUCCUGAAGAAUGUUCUUACCUUCACCAGAGCUUUUGGGAGGAACCUCCAAGGGGAAACACUCGAUGUGUUUUUUGCUGCCAACAGUCUAACAGCUGUCCUGCAUUCACUAAACGAGGUCAAUGAUAACAUUGACGUCUACCAUGAAUUCUGGUAUGAGGAGGCUGUGAGUGUGGCCACUGUGAUGGAAAUUCCUGUCAAAGUCCCGAGGCUGUUCCUACGGAAACAGCGUGCAGCUGAUGUGGGUGAAAUCCAAGCUGAGCCAUAUUUUAAGGAGUAUGUGACCAUGCCUGUAAUCCAUGGUAUCAUGCAGGAAGUGGAGGAUAUGUUCUCUGAGACCAACCUCAAAGCUCUUAAGUGUCUGUCGCUGGUUCCAGCUGUCAUGGGCCAAAUGAAGUUCAACACCACCGAGGAGAACUACGCAGAUGUUUACCGGAAUGACCUCCCCAACCCUGACACUCUACCUGCAGAACUUCACUGCUGGAGAAUCAAAUGGAAGCACAGAGGCAAAGAGGUGCGCCUGCCCACCACCAUCCACGAAACCUUGCAGCUCCCAGAUGUCAAGUUCUUUCCCAAUGUGAACUCCUUCCUCAAGGUGCUUUCCACCUUGCCAGUGCUGAAGCUGGAGGACCACAAAAGUGACACAGCAAGUGGACGACUCCAGGCUUACCUCGAUAGCAUGCCUGCUCAGCAGUGGAACAAAAGUCUUGCGAUGCUUAAUGUUAACACUCACGUCAAACAUGACCUGGAUGUCAUGGUGGACAAAUACUGCAGACUUUAUCCGGAGGAUGAUUGUGAAGUUGAUGCUGAGUCUGGGGAAGUAGCUGAAGAAGAGGCUGUGAUGAAAUGAUGUGACACACGACAGAACAGUUUGAAAUGAUUGCAUUUGGGGGGGCCGGGGGUAAACGUGGGAUAUAAGUACUAGUAAAUUUUAAUGGAGAUAAAGUGGCACUUGACAUUUGUUUUUGGAGAUAAGCUUUUACUGUAUUUUAGUCAAAUAAACAGAUUCAAAAUUUGUAAGGAACAAAAUGAAUACUCAGUAUCAUUUGAGGAUUUUUUUUUUGAAAAUUGCAAAUUAAAAAAUCUGUAAACAUGAAAAUUCUGUGCCAAGUUGUGUUAUUAAAC
Messenger RNA from Archocentrus centrarchus (flier cichlid), 2769 nucleotides. It is a transcript of the gene thap12b, whose product is annotated as THAP domain containing 12b. Lineage: Eukaryota; Metazoa; Chordata; Actinopteri; Cichliformes; Cichlidae. The record is from RefSeq and is a predicted model, not a curated record. The transcript has 5 exons. Bases 233 to 2494 code for a protein of 753 amino acids.